Lathyrus sativus (Indian pea) is the source of this 816-nucleotide messenger RNA. Lineage: Eukaryota; Viridiplantae; Streptophyta; Magnoliopsida; Fabales; Fabaceae. The record is from the annotation of a GenBank genome assembly.
AUGACAAUUGGAACUCUUGCACCUGAGGCAGAGAAUAAGAAUAUAAGGAAGAAGAGAGAAGUUUCGAAUGAGAAUGCGCCUUUGUUACCUAAGUCUCAAGAAACAGAUGGCGAGUUUAAUGAAUUUAACGGAGCUUCAUUUUCUGGGGCUGUUUUCAAUUUGUCCACCACAGUUAUUGGUGCUGGAAUCAUGGGCUUGCCUGCUUGCGUCAAAAAGUUGGGGAUGGUGCCCGGUCUUCUUGCCAUAAUCUUAACAGCAUUAUUGACAGGGAAGUCAAUUGAGUUCAUGAUCAGGUUUUCAAGGGCAGGAAACCUUUCUUCCUAUGGAAAUCUGAUGGGGGAUGCCUUUGGGAAAUACGGAAAAGCACUGAUAGAAACAUGUGUUGUAGUCGCGAACGUUGGUAUUCUAAUAGUUUACAUGAUUAUUAUUGGUGAUGUGAUUUCUGGAACUGCUUCAAGUGAAAUUCACCAUUCUGGUAUCCUUGAAGGAUGGUUUGGUGUCCAUUGGUGGACUGGGCGUAAAUUUGUUCUUGUUUUCACAACACUUGCUGUAUUUGCACCUUUGGUCAGCCUUAAGCGAAUUGAUUCAUUGAGAUUCUCAUCUGCAUUGUCAAUUGGAUUAGCAGUUGUUUUCCUUAUUAUUGCUGUGGGGAUCUCAGUUUUCAAGAUUAUAAGUGGAGGCAUUGGGAUGCCAAGACUCUUCCCAAUCAUUACUGAUGUAGCUUCAGUUUUUGAUCUAUUCACUGUAACCCCUGUGGUGAUGUCAGCCUACAUCUGUCACUACAAUGGUACGGAAAUGUUUGAAACCUUUUCAUAG